UUACAGAAGUUAGCGAAAAUUAAAAGUUCGCAAAGUCUGCGUUUUAGAUUUUGCCUAUGUUUUAUUUUAUUAUAAUUAAUUAAUUUGAUAAAACAAAGUGAAUUAACCUAAUUAAUACUUUUUUCGUGUAUAUAACUCACUUGCAAUAAUGCAUUAUAUACAAAAAUAUUUGGAUAAACUGCAAAUCCCUAAGACAAAUAAUAAACCGAUAAGUAAUGGAUAUAAAACAAAUAUCUUUUUAUAUUGCAAUUAUUAUAGCUUUUAUUCUCAAAAGGUUCUAAUGGCCCUGUAUGAAAAAAAUAUUGACUUUGAACCUCUAGUAAUAGAUAUCACCAAAGGAGAACAGUACUCUCCAUGGUUUCUUGAAAUAAAUCCCCGUGGUGAAAUCCCAGUUCUCAAAGUCAAUAAGUCUGUUAUACCAGAUUCUACCCGAAUUCUAGAUUACCUAGAACUCUACUUAGACCAUGAUAUGCCACCACUGAUUGAAGUAUCACAGGACAGCAAAAUUCUUGCAACUAUUACAAAGUUCAGAGAUCUUAUUGAGGCUCUACCAGCUGGUUUAAUUACAGUGGGUUCAUUUUUUCACCCACAUCUAUGUGGCAGCCCUAAACUACCUUUUAUUCUACCAGUUAGAGAAGUUCUUAAAAAUGGAGACUUGAGCAGUUCAAAAAAUCUAAGAAAGCUAGCUGAAGAAAAUCCCGUAGCUAAAGGAGUUUUAUUGUAUAAAGCAGAGAUACAAGAUAGAAAACACGAAAUCAUUGCUAAUGAAGAAGAAUAUUUAAAAGUAUUAAAUAUAGUAGAUGAAGUUUUAGCCCAAGUUGAAAUACAACUUAAAACACAAAGUGAAGAUAAUUGGCUUUGUUGUGAAAAAUUUAGCAUAGCAGAUAUAAAUUUAACUGUUCUUCUGCAACGUUUAUGGGAACUAGGCUUAGAAGAAAGAUUCUGGACAAAUGGUAAACGGCCCAAUAUAGAAAAUUAUUUUGCUCGUGUUAAAUUACGUGAGUCCUUUAAAAAGACCAUACCUAAUCUACCUGUUCACAUAAAGAUGAUUUUAACAUCACAACCUCCUAUCUAUGUUGGAGCUGCAGGUGCAGUUUCUAUUGGAGUUGUGUUUGUUUUGGCAUAUGUUGUCAAGAAACUUAUCCGUUAAUAAUAUUAUUCCAUAUAUAACAAUAUGAUACGAUAAACGAAAGCAUACCAUACCAAUCUUUAUGUAUAAAGUUAUUAUUCGAAAUGUGUAUCUUAGUAUAGAAGUCAAUGGACAUAUUAUAUAUUUAGGCUAUAACCAUAUUUAGCCUUCUUUUAAACUUUUUCAUAUAUAUAGUAAUUUAGUAUCUUUGACUAUAUUAUGAAUACAGGAAAAAGCAAGAGGUAAGGUGAUAGUAUAAUGCAUCUAUGAAACUUAUUAUAUUUAAUAGCAUUUGGCAUGUACAUUUGUUAUUUUGCAUGUUGAUUUUGCCAUUAUAUAGAAAUACAUUAUUAUAUUUACAUUGUAAUAUAUUUACUAUAGUUUUAUAUAAGAUCUGAGCAGAGAAUACAGCAUUGGUUAAUUCUAUCUCAAACAUUCUUCUGAUUUACCUAAAAAAUGUACAUUACUUAGUUUUACUUUUAUGAUGUAAAAUAUUCAUGCUUUAUUCUUUGUUCUGAUGUUAUCGAAAUCUAGAUAGAUUAUUUAAAUAAAAAAAUAAAUAAAAAAAAAAAACAAUAUUUUCUUAGUGAAAUAAAUUAUAAUUUAUAACCCUGUUAUAUAAUAUGUGCAAGAUAUAUUUAUUUCC
Molecule: messenger RNA, 1775 nt
Organism: Nymphalis io (European peacock)
Lineage: Eukaryota; Metazoa; Arthropoda; Insecta; Lepidoptera; Nymphalidae
Gene: Gdap1
Product: ganglioside-induced differentiation-associated protein 1
Exons: 5
Coding region: 149-1150 (333 amino acids)
Biological process (GO): mitochondrial fusion; mitochondrial fission
Cellular component (GO): mitochondrial outer membrane
Source: RefSeq, a predicted model, not a curated record